Messenger RNA from Ornithorhynchus anatinus (platypus), 5847 nucleotides. It is a transcript of the gene BMPR1A, whose product is annotated as bone morphogenetic protein receptor type 1A. Gene Ontology annotation, biological process: protein phosphorylation; cellular response to growth factor stimulus; BMP signaling pathway. Gene Ontology annotation, molecular function: SMAD binding; transforming growth factor beta receptor activity, type I; ATP binding. The record is from RefSeq and is a predicted model, not a curated record. The coding region runs from base 476 to 2074 and encodes 532 amino acids. The transcript has 13 exons. Lineage: Eukaryota; Metazoa; Chordata; Mammalia; Monotremata; Ornithorhynchidae. Gene Ontology annotation, cellular component: signaling receptor complex; plasma membrane.
UUGGAAGCCGCCGGGUGUCGCGCGGCCGGGCAGGGUGGGGGGCGCGCGGGCCGGCUGGAUCUAUCGCGUCCGCGCGCGACGAGGCCGCAGCCCUCCUCCUCCGCCGGGGCCGUCGUGGUGAUUCGGCCCGGGAGGGGCGCGGCAGCCCCCGUCGCCCUCCGCCGGAGCCUCGGACAAUGAGUCCCUCGACGUUCGGAUUCAUGGAAAUAUGCAUUUCUUUAAUACUGUCUUGGAAUUAAUGAAGUGGAAGUACAGGUCAAAGCAGUUUGAAGAAAUUUGGAAGUACAGUCUAGCCCGCCCUUUCUCCAAGGAGUCGGGAAACUGCAGUUGGAGUAGCAGCAAUUAUUGAAUCCUCACUACUGCUGGCCACAAAAUCCCCACCUGGGCUUCACGGAACCAACCCAGCUUAAAAUUUGUCAAGCAGUAGGGCCAGCCACUGACAGCGACAGUGCACAGGAAGGAUUAAGAUUGAACAAUGACUCGGUUGAAAAUUUACAUCAGAUUAUUGGGUGCCUAUCUGCUCAUCGUCCUUCAUGUUCGAGGGCAGGACUUAGACAGCAUGCUUCAUGGCCCAGGAGCCAAGCCAGACCCUGACCAAAAGAAACCAGAAAAUGGAGUAACCUUAGCCCCAGAGGACACCCUACCCUUCUUAAAGUGCCACUGUUCAGGACACUGCCCGGACGAUGCUAUUAAUAACACGUGCAUAACUAAUGGGCACUGCUUUGCCAUUAUAGAAGAAGACGAUCAGGGAGAAACCACGUUAGCUUCAGGUUGUAUGAAGUAUGAAGGUUCUGAUUUUCAAUGUAAGGAUUCACCAAAAGCCCAAUUCCGGAGGACAAUUGAAUGCUGCCGGACAAAUUUAUGUAACCAGUAUUUACAGCCAACACUACCCCCUGUUAUUAUAGGUCCAUUUUUUGAUGGCAGUGUUCGUUGGCUGGCUGUCCUUGUUUCUAUGGCGGUCUGCAUAAUUGCUAUGAUCAUCUUCUUCAGCUGCUUUUGUUACAAGCAUUACUGCAAGAGGAUAGCAAGCCGACGGCGGUACAAUCGCGAUCUGGAACAGGAUGAAGCAUUCAUUCCCGUAGGGGAGUCGUUGAAAGAUCUUAUCGAUCAGUCACAGAGUUCUGGCAGUGGAUCUGGGCUCCCUCUCCUGGUCCAGCGAACUAUUGCCAAACAGAUUCAGAUGGUGCGGCAGGUUGGAAAAGGCCGCUAUGGAGAGGUGUGGAUGGGUAAAUGGCGAGGGGAAAAAGUGGCAGUCAAAGUCUUCUUCACCACCGAGGAAGCCAGCUGGUUCCGGGAAACCGAGAUCUAUCAGACCGUCCUGAUGCGUCAUGAAAAUAUACUUGGUUUUAUAGCCGCCGAUAUUAAAGGCACAGGCUCGUGGACUCAGCUCUAUCUGAUUACCGAUUACCAUGAGAACGGCUCUUUAUAUGACUUCCUCAAGUGUGCCACCCUGGACAACAGGGCCCUCCUCAAGCUGGCUUACUCGGCAGCCUGCGGCCUGUGCCACCUCCACACGGAAAUCUACGGCACCCAAGGGAAGCCCGCCAUCGCUCACCGGGAUCUCAAGAGUAAAAAUAUCCUGAUCAAGAAGAACGGAAGCUGCUGUAUUGCCGACCUGGGCCUGGCUGUGAAAUUUAACAGUGACACAAAUGAAGUGGAUGUCCCCUUGAAUACCAGAGUGGGAACGAAGCGCUAUAUGGCCCCAGAAGUGCUAGACGAAAGCCUGAACAAAAACCAUUUUCAGCCGUACAUCAUGGCUGACAUCUACAGCUUUGGCCUGAUCAUUUGGGAAAUGGCCCGGCGCUGUAUCACAGGAGGUAUAGUGGAAGAUUACCAACUGCCAUACUACAACAUGGUGCCGAACGACCCGUCUUACGAGGAUAUGCGCGAGGUGGUGUGUGUCAAGCGUUUGCGCCCAGUGGUGUCUAACAGAUGGAACAGCGAUGAAUGCCUCCGAGCAAUACUGAAGCUAAUGUCCGAAUGCUGGGCCCACAACCCCGCUUCUAGGUUGACCGCUUUGAGAAUUAAGAAGACACUCGCCAAGAUGGUUGAAUCCCAAGAUGUCAAGAUUUGACAACAGAGUCCCACGGAAGGGCCACCCGCAUUAGACACCCGGGGUGUCGUCGCCCAGGCGACGGGGGGUUGGAGGUGGGACGACGAGAAGCCCACCUGGUUUUUUGCAGACCCUUCCCUCACCGCAUCUUUAAAGGCUGCUAAUAUUCACCCAUUUGGUACUCUAUAGAAUAUGAUGCUGGGAACUUUUGGUCACUCCAUGCUCCAUUUGUGGACAGCUUUGUCUGAAGUAGGUUUCCUUUUUUGGGGGUGGGGCGCGGGGUGGGGGAGGUUAUGAGUGGAAUCGAGGCUUCAGUCGCUGCAACUCUGGGUACUAAAUUGCGUGUUUGGAUAAUGGUGCUUUCUGUGAAAGCCUAUAGAAGAUAAAUGAUUUCAGCAGAGAUGGAGAACUACAAACUUCUGCCUUCUACCCGAUAAAACGUAGUGCACAUGUACUAUGCCUUUGGGAAACAGCUUUAGAUAAUGAAUCUGUUUUGAAACACUACUCAUCUUUCCCUUUUUCCUUUAAGCAAUGCAUUGUUUUUCAAUAUUGUGCAGAUUUAUUUGUGUGUGUGUGUGUGUGUGUGUGUGUGUGUGUGCCUGCGUGUGCGCCAGGAUUUCUCUGCUGCCAUUUAUGCCAGAUGAGAAACUGUUUAUAAAUGCACAAGAAGAUUUGGGAUUUGUUUCUAUCGCAAUAUCCGGCUAGGACCGGCCGGUCACGUGAAGCCAUGUAACUUGCAGGAGAAAUAUGCUUUCCCCACUGACCUCACUGCUAUCAUUGUUUGAACAAGUCAAGUUGCCAUCAGUUGAAGGCCAAGAGAAGUUAAAGUGGUUUCUCACACGCUCUGUCUUGGAUCGAAGUCCAGUCAUCUUGUGUGCAAGGGGCAGGAGAAGCGUGUUCUCUGACAUUAGAAACACCCGAUGGCAGGGUCCUGCUGAAGACGGAACGUAUCCCUGGAGUGACAAAGCCUAUUUGAAAGCAGUUUAAAGUGCCUAUAACUUUGUUUGGUAAACCUCAUUCUUGAUCACUUUGAAAGGGAAAGUUGUAUAUUGUGCAUAAUGUGCUGUAUUUGCAGAAUGCCUGUCUCCACAUCAUUGACGUACAGGUGUGUAUACACAUAGAUGCGGUUAUGUGAUUGUAUUAUAUAGUGUGUGUAUACACAUAGAUGCGUGUGUGUACACACACACAUACACACACUCGUACCACAGUCACUACUCAUUGUACUUCCUGGCCCAGACUUCCAGAAAAAAACCCGUAGAGGAUUAAAAGAUACAGUGUCUUAAGAGUUACGCCAGAUUUUCAGAAUUAAAACUAGGAUGAAGCCGAUGAAUAGAUCAGCUCUAGGACUCUGUUCUGUUCAGAAGUACACGUGAGCAGCAACUACUUGCAACAGUACAUGCCACUAAAGUCUUCUCCUAAACCAAGAUGCUAAUGGGUAAUGUGUACUUUAAGAAUUUGCCGAAAAUUACUAAUUAUACUAUAAUUCUCUAACCAGUGUUUGGUGGUAUAUUUUGAAUAAUUUCUACUCCAUAAUUUUUAAAGAGGCAAAGAACUGCAGCAUUUUUCUCUUCUGUCACAGUAUAUAAAUUUUGUUUCACAGAAAUUCUACUUUUUUAAAGAAAGCUAGUUGUUUUAAGGGACAUGUCUGCUUUUACAACUCACUACACAUGAAUUCUGACUGAAUCGGGGUGCUUCAAGCUAAGUUUUCUGUUUACUACAGGCACUCCGUAAGAUAACAGCGACACUGUGCCACAAAAAUACUCAUGGGUCUUUUUUAAUUUUUUUAAAUUUAAAUUAAAAAAGCACCAUCCCAUGUUUUGCCAAUAAACGAAGGUCAGAAUCGGCAGUUAUUUCUCUGCUUGCCAUUUUCUUACCGGUAACCAGAAAGCCUAUAGUGGUUGACGUGAGUUUAAGGGUCCUCUACCAGUGAAGAUGUAAAGUGUCUUUAUGCAAAAACAUCCCUUGAGUUUGCUCCCUCAAGAUAUCCUGAGAUAUACUGAGUUUAGCAAUUCCCUAAUCUUCAAUGCUAUGGGAAUUGAAUAGCUUUUUCAUUUGGGACUUUAUUUGGCCCAAACCAGCCAGGGAAUUGGUUAUUAUUUUUUUUAAUUUAACCAAUGGCUCUUCUUUCAAGUUAUGUCAUUUGACAUCUUAAUAAAACAAAAAAAAAUUGAGGGGAGCAUCUUCUCAGCUAUAUUUUCACUUCAGGCUUUGCAAAGCAAAAAUAAGAGCAUGUAAAUACCAAACGAUCAUACCAAUUUAAAAAAAUGAUUUUUAAGGCAGUGAGUGGAAAAUAUUUGUAAAUAUAAAUGUAGCCUUUAAGCGUAAGUAAAGCCUUAUUGGGAAACUGUGAUCUUUAAAAAUAAAUGCGUGGAGGGCCCCUGCCCCGUUUUUUGUUGGUUUAGCGACUGCUGGUCGUCCAGUUUAAGAAGUACUGGCAGGCCAGCGAAGGGUGUAGCAUAGAGCUCCAGAUCUGCUCCAUGGAAGCUAGUUCUCUAUCCUUUUCUUCAAGUUUUGUUGCCUCAUGAUUGUCCAUCCAGUUGACCGGCCUGCAUCUUGAGUUAAUCUUCGUAUAAUCGAUUACUUUGCUAAUCUGUUAGAAGAACAAUAUUUCUGGGAGCGAAAGCACACCUGACCUUUGUAUUGUACCUGUUGGUUUUCACUAAGCUUGUCCUCUCUCUUUUUUCGAUCGAACAAAAUUCCUGAAACGAAACAGCAGAAUCUGACUUGGCCGGUGCCUGGUGAACAUCUUUUGCGUUACUCAUCUUCCUCCUAGAUUGUCUUCUCUUGUCAGGGAUGAAUUCUUUCGGAAGUUUAAAAAUGAUUCGAAACUGGCAGGAGUGAACGGUGUGCCUGAUGUGCCAGAUUUUUAUUGUGACAUAUUCAGCGUCUUUAUUUUGAUUUUCCAGAUGCUAACUUGGUUUGAAAGCAAAAAUCCCCUAUCAGGUGUUCCUUUCAAUUGGCUUAGAAUCGCAUCCUAGGGCGUUCAAUUCAGAGCCCAGGCACUCGCUCAAGGAUUCCACCCUGGGACAAAAGUUGCCUCAACCAUGUUUAUUUUUCAGACUGUGGUGGAAGUGGUCUUCAGUGGUUCCUACAACUGGGGUAGUAAAAAUGAUUCGUUUAUUUUUUUUUAAUGGCCUUUUGUAUUGACUGUAAGUAUGUUUAAAGGGAAAGGUGAUAUUUAUCAUCCGCUUUAAUUAGAUAUGGAAAUACCAACGAGCAGUUCUCCUGCUGGCUCAGUGCUGCUGUAAGAAAUCACCCGGAUCGCGAACCGGGAGAGAGGUGACCCAUUUGGUGGAAGAACUAAUUCCGUGAGCCGGGCAGGGUGGAGGCGAGAUGCAGAGCCUCGGUUUGAAGGGCCUCUCGAGAAGCGGGGUAACUUCUUGUUUCGGCUAGACGGGCGCUGUCAUUUCGGGGAGCUUUUGGCCGGUCUUCCCAGGGACCCCAGAGUAUGGUUCUGGAAGCCCAUCUGGGGAGUUUGGUUCUCGUUAUGCCCACCCCUCCCCGUCCCCUCCCAGUGAAAAUGUAGUAUAUUGUAUAAAAGGAAAAUAACAUUGUAGUUAAUGUAGAGGCCCUGUAAAUAGAAACUGAAAGAAGGGUAAAAACAAGCAGUAGGAAUACACUGUUGUUAUAUACCAGAAGUGUAGAGUAAUCUUUUAAAAUGUAAUACACUAAAUGUAUUUUGUACAGCAUCUGGUUUAAAAGGUGCCUUAUUAAGUUUACCAUGAAUCGCUUUGUUCUGUACACAGAUUAUGUCCAAUGUAUCAUUUUUAAGUAAAUAACCUUAUUUUAGUAUA